CUUACCAGGCCCAUUCAUCUCGCUUACGAAGACCUUCACUCUGGAAAAAUGAGAGGGAUCCUGUUGCUGUCCUUGCUGGCCACUGCGCUCACGGAGAACUGGAACUACACCUGGAACGGGCCGGGGCACGGCGACACGGCAGACUCCAACACGGAGAACAUCUGCCUGACGGACGCGGCGUCCUGCGGCUGCUGCGUGAUGCAUAGGCACAUGUGGAAAAUGGAGCGGUUCUUUAACCUGAGCCUGAGCGAACUGCGGAAGGAGCUGGAGACGGCGCAGGCGGCGCUGGACGGCAUACGAGCCAGCCGAAGCGCCUUCUCUGUGGCCCUGCUGGACGUCCGGAACUGCUUAGGACCUCUGCGGCAGGAGGUGACUAUAAUGUACCAAAGCGUCUUUAUCAAUCUCGGCGAGAGCUAUAACCCGGCCACCGGCAUCUUUACCUCCCCGCGCUCGGGCGUCUACAACCUGGCGGUCACUAUGUACAGCGACUCUGGCUCCGCGGGCGCCUUGCUGGCUGCUUGCGGCAGCCUCCGUGUCAACGGCAGGGAGCUGGCCUCCCUCAGCGAGAGGAACGACCAGGACCAGGAGGACAGUGCCACUGUGGUGCUGGCCGUCAGCCUCGAGGCGGGGGACCAGGUGUCCGUCCACCUGCUCCCUGGCUGCUUCCUGUGUGACAGCAAGAGCCACUUCAACACCUUCACUGGCUUCCUGCUCUAUGCCACUGACUGAGGCCAAUGCUCCGACCUCCUCUCCCCUGCUGCUUGACCAGCGACCUAUGACCUUCGACCCCACUGACAUCUAGUUGUGGUAUAUGAAUUUUUUCAGAACUGGCGCUCCAGCACCAACCCCCGAACUUCAGUUAGUCGUGCAAACUAAGCCUGGUGAUUUGGCCAAUAGUAGUCAAGGAUCAGGACUGACUCCACCCACCACCUCAUCCCUCCCCGGCCUGUUUGCUCCAAUUCCAGCAAAUCAGGUCAUUCAUCCUAUAUUAACUUAGCCACACCCGGACUCUGUAAAACUCGCACAUGUGAUUUUAUGAUAUAAAUACUAUUCCUGAUUUUACUUUCUGCUUUGUGUGUGUUUCAUACACUCGGACAUUCCACUGAAGUACGAGCAGAAGAAGCUGCAGAUGGUCUUGCUGUCAGUCUGUUCAACUGCAAAAAGAAAAAUUGGAAAAACAGACACAAGGGGAACUUUUCUGUUAUUAACAUGCUCCACUUUGAAGAAUUAGCAGAGAUGUCUGUCACGUUAAAUGGGACUUUAGUCAUGCGGCAUAAGAGGCAAGAUUAUGUUUUAG
Molecule: messenger RNA, 1297 nt
Organism: Paramormyrops kingsleyae
Lineage: Eukaryota; Metazoa; Chordata; Actinopteri; Osteoglossiformes; Mormyridae
Gene: cbln20
Product: cerebellin 20
Molecular function (GO): protein binding
Source: RefSeq, a predicted model, not a curated record